UUUUUAUUUUGACAUCCGUUGAUAAAAUGAAUGAGCAUGAGCAACAUUGUUAUUUAUUUAUUAAUAAAGGAAGUAUAUAAAUAAGUCAGAGAUUUGUCUCAUUAUGAUUAAUUUUUUGAUAACUAUGCAGAAUUCACCGAGAGAGUAACUGAUAUCAUGAUAGAGACGUAUUACAUGAAUCAUUGGGUGAAUUCCCCUUGAAUACCCAUUGCUCGCUAGUUCUUCCACAAGUGUUGCUAAGUUAUUUGAUAUUUUUUUAUUAUCAUAUCACAAUGGUUGAAAAGAAAUUGAUACCUAUUAAAGCUCAUUUUUUCUUUUUCAUGGCUGCACUUGGUCCUAUUCUACCACAACUCCAAGUAUUUGGAAAAGAGUUGGGUAUUUCUUCAGUUGUUAUGGGAAUGGUAACUGGUAUACUUCCCUUUAUCUAUCUCUUGGCUAAACCUUUGUUUGGGAUAAUAGUGGAUGUACAUAGAAAUUGCAGGAAGACAAUAUUUAUGGGUCUUAUACUCAUAAUGGCAGUUUGUUAUGGAUGCAUAAUUUUUAUACCUCUAAGGACUUACAAUAUUUAUAAUGUUAAUAUUGAGGAUGUCAUCUAUAGGUGUGAUAAUGUAGUGCAGAAUACAAGCAGCACUGAUUUCAUUGAUGUAGAUUGUACUUCAGAAUGCUUGACAAAAAUGGAAAAGUAUCAGCUUUACUUAAAUACUUAUACUACAUCAAAUGCAUCUUUAUGUGAUACAACAGAUGAAAAUCAAAUUGGAGAACUUCCAUGUACAUUUCGAUGCAAGGAAUCCAUCGAAAUUCCUAAUGAGGUUUUGUUGAAGACUGCAUCUUUUUGGUUUUUCAUCAUUCUGCUCUCUGUUGGAACCAUUGCUUUUAAUGUUGUAAAUUCCAUAAGUGAUGCAGUUUGCUUCGAUGUUAUUGGUGACCAAUAUGACUAUGGAAAGCAAAGAAUAUGGGGCUCAAUCGGCUAUGGAUUAACAGCUCUCCUGUCAGGUUAUGCUAUGGACAAUUUUUUGAUAAAUAUGGAAGGUUAUGGACCAGCUGUGUGUAUUAUGCUGAUUUUUGCUACACUCGACCUGUUCUCAUGUGUGAAGUUAGAUUUGCCAAUUAUUCCUGCUCCUGAAAAUAUUUGGAAGGAACUGAGACACUUGAUGAAGUAUAAAGUGGUUUGCAUCUUUUUGAUUUUCACAAUAAUAGCUGGGGCUGCUGAUGGAUUUCUCACCUACUUCCUUCUAUGGUAUGUAGAAGAUAUAUCUGAACAGUAUGACUUGAAGAAUGUGAAAGUGCUAGAAGGAAGUAUUAUAGCUGCAGAAAGUUUGGGAGGAGAAAUCUUGUUUUUCUUUAUAGGAGAUAACAUUUUGAAGAAACUUGGACAUGUGACAUGCUUCAGCGUCUGUUUUCUUUGUUAUGCUCUACGCCUUGCUGUUAUUUCAAUGGUAUCAUCCCCUUGGAUCAUUGUUGGCGUAGAGUUUUUCCUUCAAGGACCCUCAUAUGCUCUAACAUAUCUCACUAUUGUUGCUUAUGCUAAUGAUAUCGCACCUUCUGGUACCUCUGCAACCAUGCAAGGUAUAGCAGCUGGAUUAGACGACGGUUUAGGAUAUGCACUGGGUAGCCUCACAGGUGGCAUUCUUUACCGGUACAUAGGUCCAAGGAGAACAUUCCAAAUAUUUGCAGCUUCAAGUGCUCUUGCUGGAAUUUUGCACUACCUUAUUCAUCUUUGUUUUCUCCGCAAAACAGCAUCACCCAGAAGAUAUGAAGCAGAAUACUCGUGUGUUUCGCAGACAAGCAAUCCUCUUUAAUGAGGUUAGUGUAUAUGGUGCAUAUUUCCCUACCAAAAUAACCACAAACUAACAUAUAAUUGUUAUAUUUGGUGGCUGAAACCAUUAAGCACAAGAAAAGACUUCAUGAAAUAAAUAUAAAGCGAAAUAUAGCAGCUUUAUUCGCUAGCAAUUUUGAACUAGUUCUGAAAUCAGUGGGAAUUUCUUCUUUCUCACAAUACAAAAAUAACCAAACAAUUCAGAACAUUCAAUCAAAACAACCAUGCAAACAUUGCAAACAUAGAAUUAUUCUUGGUGCCUUGGGGGAAAUUGUUAUAUUGGUAGGAGAUUCGCCACAUAUGUCAUCGAUCAAAAUAGCGCAUGAGCCAUUUAGUUGUGGAUAUCAUAAGCAUCAAUUCUGAAUCAUGGUUCAUAAUCUGGGAUUUCAUAUUUCCACCCAUGCAGAAAGAAUAAUCAAUAACGAAAAAUUCUGUUUGCAGGUUUUGAAAAAUUCUUGUUAUUUUUACAUUGAUGGGAAUUUGAAAUCCUCACGGAUUCAAAACCUAUUCAUAAUUGCAACACGAACAAAGCUAAUAUUGUUUCGAGUAUCUACUGCAUUUUGAUGUUAAUAAACAUUAAUUUCAUGAAUCCAAACUGUUUCAUACUAUUCCCUUGGCUAUUAUAAUUAUCUGUAUUAAAUGCGGACAACUUUGUUCGCUUUCAUGUGGUCCAAAAAGAAAUAAAUGUCGAAAUUUCA
This is a messenger RNA of Coccinella septempunctata (seven-spotted ladybird), 2514 nucleotides long. RefSeq names its product major facilitator superfamily domain-containing protein 6-like. Gene Ontology annotation, cellular component: membrane. The coding region runs from base 273 to 1799 and encodes 508 amino acids. NCBI's taxonomy places the organism in Eukaryota, Metazoa, Arthropoda, Insecta, Coleoptera, Coccinellidae. The record is from RefSeq and is a predicted model, not a curated record. Gene Ontology annotation, molecular function: transmembrane transporter activity. The transcript is spliced from 8 exons.